Molecule: messenger RNA, 261 nt
Organism: Trichophyton benhamiae CBS 112371
Lineage: Eukaryota; Fungi; Ascomycota; Eurotiomycetes; Onygenales; Arthrodermataceae
Exons: 1
Coding region: 1-261 (86 amino acids)
Source: RefSeq, a predicted model, not a curated record
AUGGGCCAGCAGGCGCAUCAGCCGCAGUACCAGCAGCAGCAGUAUCCCCAGCAGUACCCCCAGCAGCAGCAGUACCCCCAGGCGCCGCAGCAGCAGCAGUAUCCCCCCCAGCAGUAUCCUCAGCAGCACCAGAGCGGCGUCCAGAGCCCGCCGCCGCAGUACGGAGCUGCUCAGGACUACUAUGCCCCCCAGCAGACCGGCGUUGAGCUGCAGCAGCCUCCCAAUGCCUACGGGCAGAACUACCCCGGCCAGAAGGGCUGA